AUGUAUGAUUCACAUGAUCAACAAGAGCCACCUUAUGAAGAUUUACUUUUAAAUCCUUCCAAAUUAAAACAAGUAGUAAAAGCUUUAUCCAAGCGUCAAAAGCAUUCUCAUGAUAAUUAUCGUUAUAUGGAUACAGAAGGGUUAGAAAAGGAAAUCAAUGAUUUCUUUAGUAAUAGUGAAUUGAGAUUAAUACUACAAGACAAAGGUGAAAACGAUCAAAAUGAUGAUAGAUUAAUAUCAUCAGAAGAAUAUCAUCAUCAACAACAACAACAAAAUAUAAAGGAAUUAAUAAAAAAGUUGGAAUACCAUCCUGAGCAACAAUCGGCUUUAUUACAUCAAGACCAACUCAAUGCUGCAGAACAUGUGAUUCAUAUUUUACUUGGGCAUGAUGAUCGAAACAUUGAAAAUCUUAUCCAUGCAGCUGAACUAGUAGUUCAGUGUGGCGGAUUAACGGUAGCAUGUCGGAUAUUGAAAAGUGCAUUUCAACAUAUUAGAAAAACAUCUGAUUUAUCAAAAAAAGCAUGUUUAACCUUGGAUAUUUUAUUAACUUUGGUCUAUCCAGUGAUUGAAGUACUUUGUUAUAAGAAAAGAACGGGUGAUGAUACAAAAAAAGACGAUUUGGAUCCUUCAUUUGUUGAAUCAUUGUUUUGUUUUCUUGGAGAAAUUCAAGAUCAUCAGAUGGUUCAUUUACCUAUGCGAAAGUUAAUGUCAUUGACGUGGAAAUGUAUGCUAUUGAACUUUGGUGGAUUGGAGGAUAUAAGACAAAUAAAACAAACAUUGCACAAGAAGUCUGUCCCAAUCACAAACAAAACUUCAUUUCAAAGCUAUUACAAAUUUUUGGAACAAACAACAGAAAAAUAUGGUGGAUACAAUCCAACAUUACCAUCAGAUAUUCCUUCUUCACUUGCUGUGAAAUCCAAUUCUUCAUCUAUUAGUGCCAUGGGUCUUUCUUAUGCAUCUUCUAUUAUCGAUCUACCAUAUCAAUCCUUUUAUCAUUCUACCAAUACAGUAUCAUCACCAUCUUCAUCACCACCAUCACCAUCAUCCAAAAAGAAAAAAUCUCAACAACAACAACAACAACAACAAAAUGCCUUUGUAGAUCAAGAUGAAGAUCAAUUUCCUUCAGAAGCCAAUCAGAUAUCUUCAACAGAUGGUUCAGUUAUAUUACCUCUUGAUCAAACAGGACCUAGCGUUCCAUAUAGUAUCAUAGAAGCAGGUAACGUUUAUCUGUCUCAUUUGAACAAAUCAAGAACAUCUCAACAAUUGAUACAGCAACGUGAACAAGCAAUACAGAAAUGGCAAGAUCAACGACAUAGAUCAUCAUCAUCAUCUGAUAAAUAUGAUCAUCAUAUAUUGAAUCAAUUUGAAGGCUUUUAUAAAGCCAUUGUUCCUCAUUUACAGAAUGUAAUAGCCAUUUUACUCAAACAGCUAUUGACCACUAUCUUACCGGGUGAAUCACAAGGUACCUCAGAAGAGGACCGUAUGGAUGAAAUACGAAACAACGAAAACUUAUGCAAGUCCAUCUCGGGCACUCUCAUCCUUUUGUUGAGAUGGACCAAAUUAUCGCAUAUGUUGAAGUUCGAAUAUAUUAGUCAAUUACUAGUGGAUUCAGGUUGUAUUUUAUUGAUAUUGAAAAUCUUUGGAUUACAAGAUGUGAUAGAGUUGGCAUCAAGACGUACAGAUAUCGAAACACUCAGACUUUUCCGCAUUGAUCAGAUGACGGAUACUUACACCAAUGGUCGAAAUAUGUUUUGGAUGAUUAAUUUACUUUGUGUGCUUCAAAAAUUAACCAAAGCCAAGUCCAAUAGAGUGAUGAUUAUGGUACAAUAUAAAUCUACGGCAAUCUUUAAGAAACUUUUGAAAAUCUCUCAUCCAGUUUUGGAAUUAUAUACUCUCAAAAUAUUAAAAUCUCAAGUCCCUUAUCAAACGAAGAAAUGGAGAACGAGUAAUAUGAAGAUCAUUUCAGCUAUUUACUUACGUUGUAAUACAUCUUUGAAUGAUGAUUGGAUGAGUAAAAACGAUACAGAAGAGGAUUUAGAUGGAAAGGCGGAAGAAAUCAAUCUUCGACUUUUGAUUCGAAUUUACCAUGGUGAACGAUAUCUUCCUGAAUUACUUCCACCUUUUGAUGAUGCCAUUCAUAACAAUGGAUCAACACAUAGUUCUUCAGAUAAUACCUCUCGACAAUUAGAACCAGCGUCUGUCAAUGGAAAUGAUAUUGGAGAUUCUUUUGAUACGGAUGACUUUGAAUUGGAUCCAUCAUUUGUCGCUACUUAUGAAAUUUGGUUGGAUGAAGAAGUUUAUAAUGCAUCGGAUAAACAAUUAACACAACCUAUCAUUAUUGAUGAUAUCAGGAAUGAAGAGGAAGAGGAAGAUGAUCAGGUUGAAGAAGAAGAAGAAGAAGAAGAUGUUGAUGAUGAUACAAGUUCAUCUCAUACAAAUGAUAUUAUUGGAACACCUGUUCCAUCAUCACCUAUUGCUACAGAUUAUUUUAGUCAAAUGACAUGUCAAAAACUAUAUUAUUCAACAGAUAACAAAACUAAAAUGGAUGAAUCUUUUACCAAGAUAGAUUGUAGAGUGUUAGAACGUCCACAUUGGUCACAACAACAACAACAAUCUGAACAAUCUUCAACUACUUACUAAUAAUAAUAAAAAAGAAUGUU
Messenger RNA from Halteromyces radiatus, 2660 nucleotides. RefSeq lists its product as uncharacterized. Lineage: Eukaryota; Fungi; Mucoromycota; Mucoromycetes; Mucorales; Cunninghamellaceae. Gene Ontology annotation, biological process: cytoskeleton organization. The coding region runs from base 1 to 2640 and encodes 879 amino acids. Gene Ontology annotation, cellular component: cytosol. The transcript has 15 exons. The record is from RefSeq and is a predicted model, not a curated record.